GCUUACAGAGGAGGUGGUGGUGGUGCGCAGCCCAGUGCGCGUUCAGGCCUGUAGGAAACAGCACGAGACCUUCCGCAGAAGCGCGUGUUUUUGUCCGCAGAUAUUCUCUUUGAGGGACUCCGUCAGUGGGAGGAUUUUUGUGUCCGCCAUGUCGUCCAAGUUGGGUGUCGUCGCCAAACAGCUCAGGACUCACCCCUCUCUCAUCCCCCUCUUCGUCUUCAUCGGUGGCGGGGCAGCCAUGAGCAUGCUGUACUUGGCUCGUCUGGCUCUGAAGAACCCUGAUGUCUCAUGGGAUCGCAGGAACAACCCUGAGCCCUGGAACAAAAUAGAACCCAAUCAACAGUACAAACUUUUCACAGUUAACAUGGACUACUCCAAGCUGAAGAAGGACAGGCCCGAUUUCUGAGUCGACGUGUCUUCAUGCCUCUGUCUCUGACAUUAUUGUUGUUGUGAGGAGCCUUUGCACAUUUUGCCAAAAACAAAACAAACUUGUGACACUUAACGAUGGUUGAAUCACACCCUGUGAGCUGUGAGCUGGGGGGGGAUCAUUCAUUUAUCAAUGAAUAAGACAGGCGCACAUCUGUUUUACUAAUUGAUGAGUUUAUUUUUGACUUGGUUGUAAAUUAUUAAAACCACUUAAAUCACA
Molecule: messenger RNA, 646 nt
Organism: Scatophagus argus
Lineage: Eukaryota; Metazoa; Chordata; Actinopteri; Scatophagidae
Gene: coxfa4b
Product: NDUFA4 mitochondrial complex associated b
Exons: 4
Coding region: 149-406 (85 amino acids)
Source: RefSeq, a predicted model, not a curated record